GAGCUAUGCAUAGAUUGUGCGACAUUGUAGCGUGGAGGAAUGAAGCCCCUCCAGAUCCUCAGGCCAUUCAUGGCAAGUCUCGGUCACGCUCAUCCAAAAGUAUCAAUCUAACGUGGACGAGACCGCGAAGCGAACGUGGGUACUUACUGAUGGGCUCUCUCCUGAUCGGAAUGUUGAAUCCGAAAGAUUCUGGGCCUGCAAAUAAUUUCCUUUUGUGUUACAGUACUCUUUGCAUGACGCAGGUUGCUGCCGGAAUAGAUUAUCUCUAUCCGACGUGGAUCUUCCCGGAUCUUUGAGCACGGGCUCUCGGGAGGCCGCUGCCCGAACGAUCAGGUCAGCCCUUCGUUGCUCCCCCACGUGCUGCUGCCCUAACGGCUCGAUGGGCGGUCUUCGCAUCCUUUUCGCUCCAUCACUUGGCCCCCUCGUUCCCCUCCUUGUUUCCUAAUCCUAACGACGGUGCUUCCACUCCUCGAGCAUUUUCCCCGAAGCGUCUGCAUCUGUGAGCCCCUGGAGUCGAUGCUCAGUUCUGUUUGGUGAACUCGAUGGGGGUGGCAGCAUUUUAUUGCAACCCAUUUCAGCGCAACUCAUCGAUUUUUUGCGCUGGCUCCGAAUUUCGGCCCGGAUGAUGCUGACAAGGUUUGUCCGAAGAGAAAUGACUCGAUCCAAGGGGGCUCGAGAAUGUGAGAAUGUGGCGUGGGCUGUUGGUUAAGGAUGACGGUAGAAAACUUCGUAUGGUCCUUUCAGAGUUGCUAUGAUGAGUCUCGUCCUUAGACUCUCUUCGGAAGUUUGGAAGAUCGAUCAUAUGGGAUGAAGAUAAGUCAAAGUUUGUUAUCCGGAAGCAUCCACAGGCCAUGCCAGCCCUUCCCCACAACUUAUAUGUUCAGAGGAGUGGAAAAUAUGUAGAGGGUAGCUACAGACAUGCAAAACAUGAUAGGGUCUGCAGAUGGGGCUUGCAACCUUUAAUCGCCGUUAUGAUCGCCGAUUAUCAUCUUUUCAUGCAAAAAGACAGUGCACAGAACGUGGGUUCUUACACCUGUACCAUGAGGCAUAUUGAAAAGCAUGGGGACGAAGAAGUGAUUCGCCAGAGGUUUUUCCCUUGCCCGUCUGGUUGGUCGCCGACGAGUCUUGUUCGUCACAAGAUUUCUACCUUUUCUGGUAACCUGGACGGGUCCACUAGCUGGUGUCGCCCACACAGUCAGCCACUGGACAGAUUUUAAAAAAAAAUGGAAGACGAUAGAUUACAGAACUAAAUCUAUUUCGUUCUGCUGGUUCUUCGAUGGUAGAGCUCGUGCAUAAAAACUUACAAAGUGUAAUAUUCUUCGAGGUGUUUACCUCUCUGCUUGUGAUGGCAUUCCGUACUUGCCAAUUCUUACUCUAAAAAAGUGCGAUCGACUGGCUCACUUGAUCCGGGUUAAAAAUAUAGUUAUCAC
Messenger RNA from Marchantia polymorpha subsp. ruderalis, 1430 nucleotides. Lineage: Eukaryota; Viridiplantae; Streptophyta; Marchantiopsida; Marchantiales; Marchantiaceae. The record is from the annotation of a GenBank genome assembly.